AUGAUGCCGCUUACUCUGUCGCCGCGGCUGUCGGCUUCCAUGCUGGACAUCAUUUUCUCUAUCAUUCACUCCUCUUCUUCCAGAUUUGAUACUUUCAAAAACAAAGGAAAAACAAAGAUUGGACUCAGACCCCGAUGUGGGGCGAGUUCGCUCAGCAGCUCUGCCGGGCCAUCAUUGCAUGGCAGAAUCUCCAAAUCCCUACCGGUGACUGGGGACUUGCCGUCGGGGAAAAUGGGAUGGCCGAAGUUUCCAAAGACUGAUGUUCCUGCAUGA
Molecule: messenger RNA, 273 nt
Organism: Linum trigynum
Lineage: Eukaryota; Viridiplantae; Streptophyta; Magnoliopsida; Malpighiales; Linaceae
Source: the annotation of a GenBank genome assembly